AUGACGAUGUUUUCAAGUGUUAAUGCAGGCAAUCGGCUGCCAUCUCCGGGCAGAGUCGGUCGUGGGUUCUCGCCUUCAGCUACAGCUAUGGCUGUGGGUGCCAAUCAUUGCGAUCAGUACUCUAGCUCAGAUACAGAAGAAUUCUUGGAUUCUUCGGCCAACAGCUCACAAGUUUCAUUCGCGCAAUCCUCCACAAGUUCUAGCACUGCAAUUCCUUCUCCUGCUCGGCUCCCCACAUUUCAUGCAAGCGGGCAAGGUGUUUGGUGCGCUGUAGUUUCUUAUGAUGCGUGUUGUCGACUCUGCCUUCGCUCGUGGGCUCAGGAUCGUUGCAUGGAAGCUCCCUAUUUCUUGAAUGAUGAAUGUGCAAUACUUCGAGAGGCAUUCGGUUUGCGGAAAGUAUUGUUACAGUCAGAAGAAGAACUACUGGCAAGACCAUCUCCAGAGCCGACCAGUGAGAGAGCUUCUCCAAAAUCUGGCAAUAAUCAUCUCAAGUGUACUUCUAUUGCAGAAACUGUGGCGUAUGACUUUGUGCUAGAAGUUGCCAUGAAAGUUCAAGACAUUAAGGAGAGAAAUUUGUUGCUACACGGCCAAUGGAAGUGGCUAGUAACCCAGUUUGCAUCCUUUUAUGGAGUAUCAGAUUCAUACACCAAAUUAAGAUACCUUUCCUAUGUCAUGGAUGUGGCUACACCCACUGAUGACUGUCUAGCCCUGGUGCAUGAUUUGCUACUGCCUGUAUUAAUCACGAAAGGCAUGAGUGGUUUGAGCCAUCUGGAGAAUCGUAUUCUAGCGGUGAUUGAGGAUAAAGUUCAGCAGAUCAUUGCAUUGGUUUUUGAGAACUACAAGUCUCUGGAUGAAUCUUCACCAUCAGGGAUGUUGGAUGUUUUCAAGCCAGCUACUGGGAUGGUAGCUCCUGCUUUGGUGUCUGCCCUGAAGGUAUACAGCCUUCUUCAUGAUAUUUCAAGUCCUGAGGCUCACUUGAAAUUAUGCAGAUAUUUUCAGACUGCUGUCAAGAAGAGGUCAGCAGGGCACUUGGCAGAAACAAAUGAGCUUAUCUUGAGAAGUAACAGGAGCAGAUUGGUGGAUCCUGUGACUCUUUCAGCUUCUUAUCACAAGAUGAAAUCUCUUAUUUGCAAUAUCAAAAAUGAAAUUUUCACCGACAUUGAACUCCAGAAUCAGCACUUGCUUCCGAGUUUAAUAGACCUUCCAAAUAUCUCUUCUGCCAUUUAUUGUGGGGAUCUCCGCAACAGAUUGCAUGCUUUCCUUGUUGCAUGUCCUCCUCCAAGCCUUUCACCUCCGGUUGCAGAACUUGUUAUUGCUGCAGCAGACUUCCAGUGGGAUCUUGCUUGCUUGAACAUUACUAAUCCUGUCAAUGUUGGGGUCGAUGCAAAAGAGCUGUUCCAGAAACACAUAAGCAUUUGGAUUCAAGAGACGCGCCGCACUUUGCUUGGGUUGUGCAAAUCACACAAGGUAAGAAAAUGGUCAGGUGUCAAAAACCAGCACUCAACAAAUGCUUUUGUUGAAUAUAUGUACGAUCGGCUGAAGGGGAUGAUGGAUGAAUAUGAAGUCAUCAUUUUUCACUGGCCAGAAUAUACAUAUCAUUUGGAGAAGGCUAUAGCAGAUAUUGAAAAGGCAAUUGUCAAAGCCUUGUACAGGCAGUAUGCUGAUGUUUUAACACCAUUGAAGGGCAAUCCGACAUCCAAAAUAUAUGGCCUCAAAUAUGUCAAGAAAAUUGCCAAACGAAGUGGCACCUAUGUUGUCCCAGAUGGGUUGGGAAUUAUUUUGAAUUCCAUGAGAAGAAUGCUGGAGAUAUUGAGGCCAGAAAUAGAAACAAAGCUGAUUUCCUGGAGUUCUUGCAUACCCAAUUACAAAAACACCACCAGAGAAGGUUGUUUCAUUGAAGUAAAUGUGAUGCUCAGAAGUUACUUGGAUGCAGUUGUGGAGAAACUUGCAGAGAAUACGAGGCUGCGGGGUGAAACAAAAUUGAAGAAAAUUGUUCAGAAUUUAAGGGAAGAAGAUGUGCUAAAAUCUGAUGUAGAAAGCAGAAUGCAGCCACUGAGGGAUAUGCUAAUAUGCACAAUGGAUCACCUCCAUACUGUCGUUGAACCUCAUGUAUUGAUGGCAAUAUGCCGAAGUUUCUGGGACCGGAUGGGACAGGAGAUAUUGAGUUUUUCAGAAAAUAGGAGAAAGAAGAACAUGUCAGAUAAAGGCUUGCGAUUUACAGUUUCUAUUUUGGAUGAUGUAUUUGCCUUGGAGAUGAAGAAAUUGCUUGGGAAUGCGCUGCAAGAGACAGAUUUGGAGCCGCCGCCAAAUAUUAGGGAACUGCAUUCCUUGCUCUGUUUUGAAAGAUAUGGCAUGUUGGGAUAA
This is a messenger RNA of Alnus glutinosa, 2364 nucleotides long. RefSeq lists its product as uncharacterized. The transcript has 2 exons. The record is from RefSeq and is a predicted model, not a curated record. NCBI's taxonomy places the organism in Eukaryota, Viridiplantae, Streptophyta, Magnoliopsida, Fagales, Betulaceae. Bases 1 to 2364 code for a protein of 787 amino acids.